This is a messenger RNA of Ostreococcus tauri, 939 nucleotides long. RefSeq names its product unnamed product. The transcript has a single exon. Lineage: Eukaryota; Viridiplantae; Chlorophyta; Mamiellophyceae; Mamiellales; Bathycoccaceae. The record is from RefSeq and is a predicted model, not a curated record. The coding region runs from base 1 to 939 and encodes 312 amino acids.
AUGGAGGUGUCGUUGAAGCGAAGCGAUGUGCCGAGACGGCGGCGGAUGGAAAUCGUCGCGGCGAUCAAAACGACGCUGAGCGAUCCCUCGAUCGGGGCGAGAGGAGACUCGGGGACGUUGAAGCGGAUCGCUGAGAGCGUGUCGUCGAGGAUCAGGGACGCGGCGACGCACGUGGUGGUGGGAAGAUCGGAAUUUAGCGCGAAUUUGCGAUUCGCCAAGGGAACGCUCGCGUACGCGACGGCUCGGGCGACGAGCAAGGGGCCGACGCUGCGAAUCUUGGUGUUCGAUUCGCUCACUUUAGGGAGCGGGGCGAGUGGAUCGGAGCAGUUGGCGUUUCAGGCGAUGCGCGAGGAGAACGAUGAGGCGCCGGCGGCGAGACGGAAAGGCGGGGCCACGUGCGUGAGCGGAUCCGAAGGCUUGCCGAACGCCGUAGUGAAUACCGCGCUCAGCGCGCUGAACGACACAAGCGUGGACGAUGAUGACGACGAAGCUCGAGCGUCGGGACUUAGAGACGCGCUGACGAAGAAGUUUGGAUCGUUUUGGUACGUCAUCAGCGACGAUAGUGAUUUCGCCGUGGCGUGUCGAGCGUCCGAGCUGCCUGCACAACAUAGCGAUGACGAAGGUCUAGUUCGGGUGGUGAUGCGAUUCGUACGCGGGAAGACCACGUACGAGGUGUGGCACCACAUCGCACCGUUCGAUAGGUUUGGUCUCACGAAGAUGACGUGGUCAGAAAAGGCAAAAUACGCGAGGUACGGGAUGAUCUUCGUUGGGGGCUUGGCGACCAUGUGGUACAGGAGUAAGUGCACCGAGUCGCCAGACGCGUUGGCUUGCCAAAUUUUGCCCAAGACGGUGCCAUUCAUGCUCGGUCUAUUUAUCUUUUUCGUUGUGACGGCGCACGUGGACGCGGCGGCAUGGAAGAAGCUCGGCAAGGAAGUUUAG